AAUUUAAUUUAAACAUAGCUACUCAUAUUUUUUAUUAUUGGCUAAAUAAUAAUCGUAGACAGUUUUUUUUACAUAUUUAAUACAAUGAGAACUAUAUCUAAGUUCUCUCGUCAGCUUUUUUUUAUAUAAUUAACCCAACAUUCACAAUUUAUAAUUUAAUUCUGACAUCUUUUUACUUUUUAAGUUCUUAUAUUUCAGAAAUUAGGUGCUAAUAGUAAUAAGGAAAUAGCAAUGCCUAACACCGAAGAAAUAUCUACUAAGGCCCAAGAAGAUGCGUUAAAUAAAUUUGUUAAUCGCAUCUUUAGUAAUGAUCCCUUUCGAGAGAAAAUAAUGAUGCCAACUGUAAUGGGACGACCAGUAAUGAAAAGUCUAGAAGAGAAAACUUUAGAUUCUAUUACAGAAAGUUGUAUAUUUAAAUCUGUGCUCAGCGGUGUAAUGGGUUUUGCUCUCGGAGGAGCUAUUGGUCUUUUUACAUCAAGUGUAAACCCACCUAUUAAAGCACCCGGUCAACAAGAAACCGUUAGAGAAAUAUUACGUGAAAUGAAAACGUCAUCACUUGGAUAUGCAAAAAAUUUUGCUUUACUAGGAGCUGUAUUUUCUGGUAUAGAAUGCACAGUAGAGACUUAUAGAGGUCAAUCCGAUUGGAAGAAUGGUACUUAUGCAGGCGGUAUUACUGGAGGCCUGAUAGGAUUUAGAGCUGGAGCCAAAGCAGGUUUGCUUGGAGCUUUGGGAUUUGCAACCUUUUCUACAGCAAUAGAUUAUUACAUGCGAAAUUCGUCUUAAUUCUGUUAAUUUUCAUAUGAUUUGUUGUAAAUAGAUUGUAAGUAGUAAAUGUUUAUAAAUUAAAACUAUGUUUAAAAAUGUUGUAAACAUUUAAAGGAA
This is a messenger RNA of Adelges cooleyi (spruce gall adelgid), 882 nucleotides long. RefSeq names its product mitochondrial import inner membrane translocase subunit Tim22. The transcript has 5 exons. The record is from RefSeq and is a predicted model, not a curated record. Gene Ontology annotation, cellular component: TIM22 mitochondrial import inner membrane insertion complex. The coding region runs from base 232 to 783 and encodes 183 amino acids. Gene Ontology annotation, molecular function: transmembrane protein transporter activity. Gene Ontology annotation, biological process: protein insertion into mitochondrial inner membrane. NCBI's taxonomy places the organism in Eukaryota, Metazoa, Arthropoda, Insecta, Hemiptera, Adelgidae.